Molecule: messenger RNA, 622 nt
Organism: Eruca vesicaria subsp. sativa (arugula)
Lineage: Eukaryota; Viridiplantae; Streptophyta; Magnoliopsida; Brassicales; Brassicaceae
Source: the annotation of a GenBank genome assembly
AAGCUUAAACCCUAGCAAGAGAAAAAAGGCGAAAGCAAUGGCGGAGCAACAAGAGAUCAUUGAUACCUUGUCGGCUGAAGUAAAGCCAGACCCAAAAGCCGUUAAUGAAACCGCGGAGAAACGUGAGAGAGAAGAGCAGACGGAGGAAACAGAGGUCGGAACCGAAUCUAAGAAGCAGAAGGUGGGAGACGAAAAAGAGAAGUCUAACGGUCCGGUUAAGCUUGGUCCGAAGGAGUUUGUUAGCUCCGUGGCGAUGUUCGAUUACUUUACCAAGUUUAUGCACUUUUGGCCAACUGAUCUCGAUGUCAACAAGUAUGAGCACAUGGUGUUACUGGAUCUGAUCAAGAAGGGACAUUCUGAGCCUGACAAGAAGAUUGGUGGAGGGAUCAAAGCCUUCCAAGUAAGAACCCACCCAAUGUGGAAAAGCAGGUGCUUCUUUCUUGUUAGGGAAGAUGACACUGCUGACGAUUUCAGCUUCAGGAAAUGUGUUGAUCAGAUUCUCCCAUUGCCUGAAAACAUGAAGGCUCCUGGAUGUAGCGGCAAUGGACAUGGUGGGGGUGGUCGCGGUGGUGGAAGAAGAGGUGGUCGUGGUGGUGGUAGAGGAGGGAGAUUCAGAAGAUGA